Phytophthora nicotianae INRA-310 is the source of this 3124-nucleotide messenger RNA. RefSeq lists its product as hypothetical. The record is from RefSeq and is a predicted model, not a curated record. Lineage: Eukaryota; Oomycota; Peronosporomycetes; Peronosporales; Peronosporaceae. The transcript is spliced from 2 exons. Bases 187 to 1533 code for a protein of 448 amino acids.
AUUGGCCAUGUAGCUGAAUAAAACCAUAUGCUAAACAGGGGCAUCCGUCUGGUCAGGUGGCAGGUACAGAGUGCCGUCGCGACGCACGAUGCGUCUGGCCCGAGGUCUCUGCCGCUAUACCACGGCGAGGCGAGGGCCCCGUGCUGGCUCCGGCUGUGACAUAAGAAAAGAGGAGCGCCAGUGGCAAUGAGUGCCGGACGACGAUCGCUGCAACAGGUUCUAGCGCUGGCGGCCUUCGCGACGGCCGCCUCGGCCUCGGACACUAGUGAUUUCUGCAGCUCCGUUACGUCCUGCCUCAAGGAUGGCAGCACCACGUGUGACACGACCACGGCCGAUUGCCCUCCAUGCAUUUACGCACUCGACAGCACCUACACGUGCUGGGAGAAGGACAACUCGACCAAUACCUGCCCCUUCACUGGAGUCCGCUACGACUGCUCCGACUCAUGGAGUUCCAUAACGUCCAGCAGUACCAACAACACGUCGUCGUCCUCGACAGACACGACGGACUCCACCGCUGCCUCCUCCAAAUCUUCCUCUGCGUCAUCGUCCGGUACCAGCGCCGACACCUCGAGCUCCACCGGUUUGGGCGGCCUGAGCUCCAGUCUUAUCACGUAUGGAGCCAUCGGCCUCGGUGCAGUCCUAAUCGUAGUUAUCCUUGGCAUUCUCUGUGCUCGGAGACGCAAGAUGCGACGCCGUCGCGAGGAGAACAUUGCAGCUACAGGUGCCGGCAACUUCGGUCGCAACCGCGCCAUGUCGGACAAGCGAAUGCGUGGCCUCUCGAAGCCUGACGAGGGCUUCGCAGGUCCGUACAACAACAUCCUGGACACCAGCAAGGUCAACUACGCAUCUUCCAACAUGAAUCAUGGCUACGGUGGUGGCCAUCGCAAGGGAUCGCGACCAGAUCCGAUGGAUACACUAUCCCACGUGCCCACAGACGAAUCUCCGCGUAGCUUUGACGGUAUGUUGGCCGAUGCGUCGCAGUCACCGGCCGUUUUAGGCGGAAACGGGCACAACUCGCGCGGCUCCCACAAGAGUGGAGGACGCAACGUCCAGGCAGCUCCAGUUGUCGGAGGCAUUGGCGGAUUCUCGAACGUGAGCGAGUACGUGCAACAGGACGUUUCCUCCCGUUGCACAUCCACACCGAACGUCUUUGGUGAGUACCUACGCAUGAAGCAGGAGAUGCAGUACGACGAGGCAGACCGCAGCACGAUGGGCGGAAUGAGCGGCGUGAGCUUCAGCGAUACCAUCAGUGACCUGGACAGCGGCAAGUACUCGUUCCAGUCGUCGCAGGGGAUUGCUCGACCGCCGCAGAGGCGGACGGACUUAGACGGUCGGUCAUCGAUGGCCGACUCAAUUACCGACUCCAUCGCGGACUCGGUCACCGACUCGGAAUAUGCCGAGCAAUUACGCGCUCGUGGCGAGAGCGACUGCUACAGUGAGAUGUCGUACAAUGACGAGAAAUAUUCGUUCAGCAGUAUUGACGGUCUGGAUGACAGUCAAGUACGAGAAGGCAAACGUGAGGUUGAGAUUUAGAGAGAAAGAGGUCUCUCUUUGUUGUGUUCUCCGUUGGUAGUCAGUCUCCAUUAGAUGUGUGAUAAUGAAAAUCCCAUUAUUUUAUCAAGUGAACGCCUCGAUGGGUUCGUAGUGAGGAGAACUCAAGAAUCUCAGGACGAAGCGUAUCAAGGAUGCAUUUCAUUCAUAUGGGGACCAAGAAUGAUUCACUAAUAGAUCUGCAAACACGCUCAGCUUCAGCUCCAGUGGACACUUGACGACGACGCUACAGUAGCUGGCACCGAGUUUUCUUGCCUGGCGCAUCAAACCAUACAACCUCGAGAUAUCAUUCCAUUGUCUCCGCUAUCGGGAUCGGCGGAAACGCGUCAAUGGACCUUCUUGGUGGAGGGGCUUGACUCGUCAGACCCUGACGGCGAGCUCUGCUGGGCGUCCGAGAUGUCGUUGGCUUCGCUCGGGGUUGGAGCAUCUCGCUCGCUGCUCGUUGGAUGCUCAGUCUCGAGCUCGGUGAUACCCGAUUGGGCCGGGAGUGUCGACUUCUCUACAGUAUCAGUAGCUGUGGCAUUAACUGCGGGAGGAUCAACCUUGGCCCCGAAGCGCAGGAUACACUCCUCCGAGAUGAAAUCCAACACCUUCUGGUAAAUUCGAGAGCGGAACUCGAUUCUCUCUUGUCCUUCGAGAUAGGACGGCAGCGGGACGACGAUACCGUCAAAGUCUUGCAUCACAAACGGAUACGACACUUGCGGUGGCUGCGGCCCGUUGGGUAGGAACAUGACGCCGCUGCUUGCCGUAGCCAGUACUGGAGUCUGCGCCGCUGAGGACGACGAUGUUGCUCCAUCCGUGCCAACGGUAGUAGCAGCAGCCUCAGCUGACGAUGCACCAGGUGUCCGUGGCAUCGUCACUGGGGCAGUCUCUGUAGCUGUGUCAACCGAGUCCACUUCGCCCGACGUGUCGACUGGAGGCAGAAGCGACUGGCGCUUCGAUGCCGCAGGGUAUGGAGCGAACCGCUCACCCUUAGCGGCCCCAGCGGAAACGCGUCGCUCUCGCUUGUGCAGUCGGUUCUUGGCGUCAAGUUUGCGCUGGUGCUGGUUCUGCCGAUUGCGAUGCUCGUCGCAGAGAUUGUGAGCCGCCCCCGACGUCUUGAGCGCACGCUCAUUCAUGCACUUGCCAGUCUUGUAGAGGCAUUUGCCGCGGUAGUUGGGGCGCUCAGAGCCUGGGAGCACCGCAGAAGGAGAGGCUGGAGACGUCGAGGACGGAGCAGGAGGCGAGGCCUUGAUGUCCGACAUAGCACUGGCUGCUGACAGCAGGAAUAGAGAGCAAUGGGAGGCGCAGGUUAGAGCUGCUGAGGCUUUACGGCGGGGGGCUCCAUGAGAUCGCCACCCAUGACGGCGGCGUCGACGGACGCAAGUGACAAACAACGGAUGGCUUACCGCACGGACUCAGAGUUUCUUCGUGGACUCAGAGAGGAUCAGUAGACUCAGUCUUUUCGAGAUAGAAACGCGAGAAAUGGUCGCAUAAGUUCAAUUUUCUAUUUCUCAAAUAGAAAUUUAAACCCAAGAAACCCAAUGCUCUAUUGUGGUCUGUAACGAAAACCUUUUUUGGGUCAAAUUUGGUG